Alternaria arbusti is the source of this 213-nucleotide messenger RNA. RefSeq lists its product as uncharacterized. Bases 1 to 213 code for a protein of 70 amino acids. NCBI's taxonomy places the organism in Eukaryota, Fungi, Ascomycota, Dothideomycetes, Pleosporales, Pleosporaceae. The transcript is spliced from 2 exons. The record is from RefSeq and is a predicted model, not a curated record.
AUGAGAGACGAUCGCAAUGCACUGGCUAAGCAAGUCGCAGAGUUGGAAAGGAAGGAGUACAAACCCAAGAAUUUUAAGCGCGAGCUGGAGGAUCUGGGUAUUGUUGAGAAAGAUGGAGAUUUUGGCGAAGAGGAAAAGUUGCUGUUGGACAUCAAACGAGAUGGCAUGGAAGUUCAGGAGGAGAGGAAGGUGAAGCAGAUUGUUAUAAUGUAG